This is a messenger RNA of Rhizophagus irregularis DAOM 181602=DAOM 197198, 1818 nucleotides long. RefSeq lists its product as uncharacterized. Lineage: Eukaryota; Fungi; Glomeromycota; Glomeromycetes; Glomerales; Glomeraceae. The record is from RefSeq and is a predicted model, not a curated record. Gene Ontology annotation, molecular function: UDP-glycosyltransferase activity.
AUUUAUCCGUCGAUGUUUUAAUAAAAUUUUUUGUAAGAAAAUAUAUAUAUAUCCUAUAGUUCCUAUAGUUAAUAUUCAUUAUUAAAGUCAACAAAAAAUGAUUAAAAGAAAAUCACUUUUAUUAUUAUUGGUUCCUUUCCUAUUAUUAUGUGUCAAUGCUAAUACUGCGACACAAAACUAUAUUUCUAGAGGAGUUGAUAUAGAUCGCUCAAACAUACCCAAAAAUAUUAUGUUUGCUUCUUUUCCUGGCGGAAGAAGUCAUGUUAAACCAAUGUUAGAUAUUGCUACGAUAUUGGUUGAAAGAGGUUACAAUGUGAUUUUAGUAGCGUCAGGAGAAAAUGAUACAUCAAUAGAAUACCCAGCUAUCAAGCAAAUUUCAUUAGGUCCUAAAAUAGGCUUGAGAGAUAUUGGAAUUGAAGUCAAUAACGAAGCAAUUACUUUUGAUAAAAUGUCAAAACUUUUGGAAUUAGGCGCAAAAUCCUACGAAAGAGUAUAUGAAAUAUACAAAAGUGUUGCUGAAGAAUAUAAUACCGACUUAUUUUUUUGCGAUUUACUGCUAAAUGAUGCUUGUAUAGACAUUGCUCACGCCCUAAAGAAACCUGUUGUCGGAUUCACUUCAGGACUUCGAAUAAUGGAUCCUAAGCCAUAUAAAUCUGAUCCGAUGUUCGGCUGUAGCAUUUCAUUAGAAAAUGCAUCAAUUUUGGAAAGAUUUAGAUGUAAUUUCAUUCAACCUUUACUAUUUAUUUAUUCAUUUAAUAGCAUUAUGAAUCAAAUAAAUGAUGUAAGAAAACAAUUGAAUAUUGAACCUGGUAAUAUUGCUCUUGGAAGAGGUGUGAAAUCCUCUUUAGUUUUGAUUGAUACUUUCUUCGGUUUUGAGCUACCGCAGACUUUACCACCGUAUGUUCAGGACAUCGGACCGAUAUUAUCAGAAGAAUAUCCACCACUUUCACCAGAACUUUCUUAUUUUAUAAAUGGGCAUGAACGCGUUCUAUAUGUAGCUUUUGGUACACGUUUCUUUACAACCACUGAUAACAACAGUAAACUUUUACAAUCGUUUAUUGAAGCAAUCAAUAAAAAAAUAGUUGAUGGCGUAGUUUGGGCAUUAGUUGAGACAUCAAAAGAUAAUUUCCAUCCUACAUUAAAGUUAUCUGAUGGUACACAAGUUCAAACUUCACCAAUACUAAAUAACGAACAUCCACAUAUUCAUAUUACAAAAUUUGCUCCACAAUUCACUGUACUUAAUCAUACCAAUACGAAAUUGUUUGUUAGUCAUGGAGGAGCAGGAAGUUCUCAUGAAACUCUAUAUACUGGUACUCCUGUGUUAGUUUUACCACAUGCUGGUGAUCAGAUAGGUAACGCACAAAAAUUGAUUACAGCUGGUGUAGCAUCAUCAUUAAGUUUAAAUAAUUUGGAUAUUAACGACAUUUUAAAUAAAAUGGAUUCAUUAUUAAAGGAUGAGAAAGUAAAGAAAAAUUCAGAAAGAAUGAAAGUUUUAGCUAAAAUUAAUAGUAAGAGAAAGUUUAGAGCUGCUGAUUUGAUUGAAUAUAUGUUACAUAGUAGUACUUUUGUAGAAGAUUUUAAUAAUGACUUUUUAAAGGAAUGGUUCCCUGCUGAUACUAGGAUGGGAAUUAUUAGAGCAAAUAAUCUUGAUAUUUUUGCAAUUUUAUUAAUCAUCAUUCUUAGUAUUAUCGGGUUUAUUGUAGUUAAAUUAAUUAAAUUAUUUAGAUUUUUAUUAAUGAAUCCUUCGUCCGAUGAUCGAAAAUCAAAAAGAGAAUAACCAUUUUUUGAUUUCAUAAUUUGAAUAAUUAUUUUAUAAAU